This is a messenger RNA of Dunckerocampus dactyliophorus (ringed pipefish), 3353 nucleotides long. RefSeq names its product heat shock protein family A (Hsp70) member 1B (gene hspa1b). Bases 256 to 2172 code for a protein of 638 amino acids. Gene Ontology annotation, cellular component: vesicle; blood microparticle; cytoplasm. The transcript is spliced from 2 exons. Lineage: Eukaryota; Metazoa; Chordata; Actinopteri; Syngnathiformes; Syngnathidae. Gene Ontology annotation, molecular function: ATP-dependent protein folding chaperone; heat shock protein binding; ATP hydrolysis activity. Gene Ontology annotation, biological process: protein refolding; cellular response to unfolded protein. The record is from RefSeq and is a predicted model, not a curated record.
UCUGGAAUAUUCUCCUGAGCUCUAGGCCAGCUGCAUUAGUUGCUAAUAUUAACAGUUGAGUCACAGAGCUAGGGGGUGGGCUUUGAGGGUGUGGAGGGUGUUCAGAUCAUUCUGGAAAACUGGUUCUAACUAUAAAAGCAACGAGUGUGUCCAUUUGUGAUUAUAAGAAGAAACACAGAGGUAAAAACCCAGGAGAAGGAAGCUGUCAUAAGAUCUCUCAAAAACUUUGAGCCGAAGACUUGAAGUACAAGCAAGAUGUCUUCAGCAAAAGGAAUAUCGAUUGGCAUUGAUUUGGGCACCACAUACUCAUGCGUUGGGGUUUUCCAGCAUGGCAAGGUGGAGAUAGUUGCCAACGACCAGGGUAACAGGACCACCCCCAGCUAUGUGGCCUUCACUGACACCGAGAGACUCAUCGGGGAUGCGGCCAAGAACCAGGUCGCUAUGAAUCCCACUAACACAAUCUUUGAUGCCAAACGGCUCAUCGGAAGAAAAUGCAAUGACCCGGUUGUCCAGUCUGAUAUGAAGCUCUGGCCUUUUAAGGUGGUCAAUGACAAUGGGAAGCCCAAAGUUGAGGUGGAGUAUAAAGGUGAGAUCAAGUCCUUCUUUCCAGAGGAGAUUUCCUCUAUGGUCUUGGUUAAAAUGAAGGAGGUAGCAGAGGCUUACCUGGGACAAAGGGUGUCUAACGCAGUCAUCACAGUUCCGGCAUACUUCAAUGAUUCUCAAAGGCAGGCCACCAAGGAUGCAGGGGUGAUUUCUGGGCUCAACAUUUUGAGAAUCAUCAACGAGCCCACAGCAGCAGCCAUUGCUUACGGUCUAGAUAAAGGUAAACAAGGAGAGCGCAACGUACUUAUCUUUGACCUCGGCGGUGGAACAUUUGAUGUGUCCAUCCUCACCAUCGAGGAUGGCAUCUUUGAGGUGAAAUCCACCGCAGGGGACACACACCUUGGCGGUGAGGACUUUGACAACCGCAUGGUCAACCACUUUGUGGAGGAAUUUAAAAGGAAACACAAGAAGGACAUCAGCCAGAAUAAGAGAGCAGUGAGGAGGCUGCGUACAGCUUGUGAGAGAGCCAAGAGGACUCUAUCCUCCAGCACACAAGCUAACAUUGAAAUCGACUCUCUGUUUGAAGGCAUUGACUUCUAUACCUCCAUUACGAGGGCACGCUUUGAGGAGCUGAACUCAGAGCUCUUUAGGGGAACACUGGAACCAGUUGAAAAGGCCCUGCAAGACGCCAAGUUGGAUAAGUCCAAGAUCCAUGACAUUGUCCUUGUUGGCGGUUCCACAAGGAUCCCCAAGAUCCAGAAGCUUUUGCAGGAUUUCUUUAACGGAAGAGACCUGAACAAAAGCAUCAACCCCGAUGAAGCGGUGGCUUAUGGCGCUGCAGUCCAAGCCGCUAUCCUCAUGGGGGACACCUCAGAGAAUGUCCAAGAUCUGCUCCUGUUGGACGUGGCUCCUCUGUCUCUGGGUAUUGAGACUGCAGGUGGAGUGAUGACACCUCUAAUCAAGCGCAACACCACCAUUCCCACCAAGCAGACCCAAAUCUUCACCACAUACUCAGACAAUCAACCAGGGGUGCUGAUUCAGGUCUAUGAGGGGGAGAGAGCCAUGACCAAGGACAACAACCUCCUGGGCAAGUUUGAGCUCACAGGCAUUCCUCCAGCUCCCAGAGGGGUACCACAGGUGGAGGUUACUUUUGACAUUGAUGCCAACGGCAUUUUGAACGUAUCAGCUGUGGACAAAAGCACUGGCAAAGAGAGCAAGAUCACCAUCACCAAUGACAAGGGCCGUCUCAGUAAGGAGGAGAUCGAGAAGAUGGUGCAGGAUGCGGAGAAGUAUAAAGCUGACGAUGACAUGCAGAGGGACAAGAUCGCAGCCAAGAACUCAUUGGAGUCGUACGCCUACAAUAUGAAGGGCAGCGUGGAGGAUGAGAACGUGAAGGGAAAGAUCAGUGACGAGGAUAAAAAGGUGAUAAUCGACAAGUGCACACAGACCAUCUCGUGGCUGGAGAAGAACCAGCUGGCUGAGAAAGAUGAGUACGAGCACCAGCAGAGGGAACUGGAGAGCGUGUGCAAGCCUAUUAUCAGUAAGCUCUACCAGGGAGCACCAUCCGGAGGCUGCAACAGUCAGGCAGGAGGCAGCACAAAGGGCCCCACUAUUGAGGAAGUGGACUAAGACGAAGACUAAUUUACUGGAUGUUCACCAAGCGACUUACUUCCAUUGGCUGCAACAUUAGGUACACUUGCACAAUAUAAUGCUAUUUAAUACAACAGCUGUAUCAAAAAUUCAGCCUGAAAGAUAAUUACAGUAUUUCAUUUGAAGCAUUAAUUUAACAAUGUGUUUAUUAUUGUGGUUUGCAGUGGUGUACAACUGUACUGUAUCAUAUUGAGAAGAGUUAAAAAAAUAUAUUUUGAUCACCUUAUUUAUCCACACAAGAGUGGCAAAAUGUUAGAAAUGCUUGGUAAUGGUAUGAUAUCACAAAUCACAACUGUUUAUUGUGCCUGUCUCAAUAAAAAAAAUAUUUUGAAGGUCUGAUAUUGAUGGGAGAGGAGAAAUCACAAACCCCACCAACAAAUUGUGUUACAGUUUACAUUUUAAAAAGUCUGAUUAACAAACUAUGUUAGAUUUUCUUUCACCACGAAUACAGGGUGUCCCAUACGAAUGUUCUGAGUGUAGUUAUGGCAAAGAGAAAGUGAGUGUGUGUGUGGUGUAGAAUAUCUAAGUGAGGUCAAGAUGUCCUCAAUACUCAGCUUUUUCUUAUUUGUGACUUGUUUUUUCCAUCACAAUAAAACAAUCAAUAGAAGAUAACACAUGAAGGUGAUUAAUAUAUGGUUAGUAGAUAGAGUGCAUUAUAUCCAUCCAUCCAUCUUCUAUGCCGCUUAUCCGCUUAUUACAUAACAUGUGAACUCAUAUUUUAGGUCAUGACUAUCAUAAAUACUGUAUAACCUUUGUGCAUGUAAGCAGUUAAUGAUUCGCCGGUGUUCACAAAUAAGAACAAACUGAAGUAUUAAAUGUUUCUAAAAUCAUAAAGAUGAGAGUAAAUAGUAAAAAAGGAAAAUAGUCUAUACUACUAUUUGCUAUUACAGCACGGUACCACAAACAUUUUCAACAUAAAAUAACUCGAUAAGCAAAAAAAACCCCAAAACAAAACAAAAAAAACUGCCAGGGAAACACGUUGUUCCACUAAAUAACCACUGGGUGGCAGUAUUAGAACUCCUCAUGGCUUUUUCCAAGCACAUUUGAACCCGUCAAAGCUACCUGUCGUAGUAGAUGUGGCUUUUUCAACAGUGACAGUCCUUGACAAAAAAUUACCAUAAAAUUCCUACUUCGUUCUCCUACAACUGAGGGGUUUAUGU